Nymphalis io (European peacock) is the source of this 1695-nucleotide messenger RNA. Its product is annotated as polyglutamylase complex subunit TTLL1-like. Gene Ontology annotation, biological process: microtubule cytoskeleton organization; protein polyglutamylation. The transcript is spliced from 3 exons. Gene Ontology annotation, molecular function: ATP binding; metal ion binding; tubulin binding. Gene Ontology annotation, cellular component: cilium. The coding region runs from base 1 to 1263 and encodes 420 amino acids. The record is from RefSeq and is a predicted model, not a curated record. NCBI's taxonomy places the organism in Eukaryota, Metazoa, Arthropoda, Insecta, Lepidoptera, Nymphalidae.
AUGACAUUUUAUAACAAAUGUACAGACAGUGAUAGUAUAAUAAGCAAACAAAGCAAAAGGCGAUUAAAAUUUGCAACUGAUUUUGAUAAGUCUAUUGUAAUAAACAGCUUUAAAAUACGUGAUUGGAAGCAAGUUUUACCGAGCGAAGAUUGGAAUAUUUACUGGUCGAAUACUCUCAACUGCCGUACCCUUUUCAAUCAUGAAAAUGGAUACAGAUUUCAAGACAGACAGUUAAUAAACCAUUUCCCAAAUCACUACGAGUUAGUACGGAAAGAUUUGUUAGUGAAAAAUAUUCACCGCUAUCAAAAGAACCUCCAGAAAACGGGUCACCCACUUGCCGAGAAAGUUCAAGAAACGCUUCUAAGUGCCUAUAAAGUUACGCGAUAUUUAUAUUUAGAUUUUAUUCCUACAACGUAUGUGCUUCCGGCAAACUACAGACGUUUUGUUGAUGAAUACCAUAAAUAUCCACAAUCGACAUGGAUCCUCAAACCGUGCGGAAAAUCACAGGGCGAAGGAAUUUUCUUGAUAAACAAAUUAUCCAAGCUUAAGAUAUGGUCGCGACAAUCCAAGAAAUGUAUUCCAAAUAAUUUACCUAGCAGAGACAUGUACAUUAUAUCGCGAUACAUAGAUAAUCCGCUUUUGAUCGGCGGAAAGAAAUUCGAUUUGAGGAUUUAUGUUCUAGUGACAUCGUUUCGUCCUUUAAAAGCUUAUAUGUUUCGAAACGGAUUUUGCAGAUUUUGUUCCAUAAAAUACAAUUCAAAUGUCUCGGAACUUGACAAUAUGUACAUUCACAUAACAAAUGUCAGUGUGCAGAAACACGGCGAAGACUAUAAUAGUCAACAUGGAGGCAAAUUGAGUUUGAAAAAUUUGAAGCUCUUUUUAGAGGGUACGAGAGGUCAACAUGUAACAACACGUUUAUUUGAGAACAUAAAUUGGAUAAUAGUACACUCCCUUAAAGCAGUUGCGCCGAUUAUAUCAAAUGAUCGUCACUGCUUCGAAUGCUAUGGCUAUGAUAUUAUUAUUGACGACAAUUUAAAACCCUGGCUCAUUGAAGUUAACGCUUCCCCUUCUAUGACUGCGACAACGACAAAUGAUAAAAUACUUAAAUGUAAUCUCUUUGAUAAUAUUUUAUCCGUUGUUUUACCUCCAAGCGGAAUUCCUGACGCGCGAUGGAACAAAACGCCCGACGCUAAUGCUUUAGGAGAUUUUGAAAUACUAAUCGAUGAAGAUUCCACUCUGAAUGAAGAUUUAACAGUUAAAUAAAAUACACUAAACAAUUCUCAAGCGCAACCUUAAAAUAUGAAUUUCUUGCUUUAAAUUAUUUUGUUUCGUUUGUAUUUUAACCAGCAAUAAUUGUGCUUUUCGAUAACGAAAAAUACACAUUUAUUAUAUUCAAAAUUACAAGAAAGAAAUCAAGACUCUUCACAUCAAACACCUUCAAUUAGAAGAAACUGCGAACACUAAUAAAACAUUUAUCAACCACACUACAAAUCUAAUUCAUUCUAAGCCGUUGCAAAUAUUCGAAAGUCAAGUAUGUCAGCUAUACAAAGAUUAUCUACGACUGAAGAUGAAAUGAAAUUUUUCGGUCAGCACGUGUGCCCUGAGUUACGAUCGGCCCGCAAGCCAACUUAUAACAGAGCAGUGUUGGACGGAGCUUGAACAAUAUUUUUUACUAUUGCGAAAUUUUCUCUCGAC